ACCAUUUAUAUGACCAUGUUAACAUGGGCUAGUGUCGGCUCAUAUUAUACCCAUUUACCUAACACCCUGUAGAUAACUAAACUUAUUUUAAGCCUUUGUUUAAAAUACCUAAAGAUCGUUUCACAGUUUUUUGUAAUUAACAAAUAAACAAAGGCUGAAAAAGUGUCUCCUUUUUCCAUAUUUUGUGCUUUUUUGUUCAACACUAUAGCACUCAAAACACAUACUUUUUUUUUUAUGUGAUAGGAGGCAAACGUAAAUGAUUACCGUCGCCCAUAGACACCCGCAGACCCAGGGGCGUUACAGGUGCAGGUUACAGGUUACAGGCGUUAAGGUAAAGAUACGCUCUCCUCUUGAAAGCUUGCAGGUCGUAUCCGUCCGGAAACACCGCAGACGACCUACGGGUAAUACGUUACAUUAAUAUCAAUAUUAUAAAAAUAUUGUCAUUAGAAGGACAGGCAGGGAGCCUGGUGAACCGGCCUUUAGAAUUCCAUUACGUCACUUUUAAGUUCCAUUCAUGAGACGGUAGCGUAAUGGAAGUAACGUAACCACGUCAAUAUUUUUUCAAAACGUAUUAACGAAUAAAUUAUGAAACUACUGUUGAUUCUAACUUAACAUUUUAUACAACAAUAAAUCAACAAAUUUAAUACACAAUAGAGUCAAACACAUAUUGUUAACUUACCUGGGAAAAUAUGGAUUCGUUGGUGGAAUAUUUUUUUACACUGCCUAGAGCGACCACUUCUAUUACGAUUUCUUGGCAAACUGGCUGUCAAAAACUAAACAUGGCCGUUUUACGUUACGUUUUUGCUGAGUUCUAAAGAAUUCGACUGUAGAUGUCUGCUAGAAGAAAAGCAAUUAAAGCUGGGUUGACACGAUAAGAGUCAGUUCGGACCGAGUGGACUCGGAUUACUACUCGGACGCUACUCGUAUCGUGUAAACAUGUAAUCCGAGCGCACUCGUACGAAUGUACUAUGACAGAGCGGACUAGGACGCUGCUCUAUUUUUUCUAUCACUCGGAUCUGAGCUCGGACAAUUUUAAUUAAAAAUAAUGGCGGCGUCAAGGAAAAAGUGGUCGGAACGUGAUACUGUCAGGUUCGUGGAACUGUAUGAAGAAGAAGAAGUGCUGUGGAACGUGAGACUUAAAGAGUAUAAAAUCAAAGAUGCCCGAAAUGCCGCUAUUGAGCGCAUUAUACAUAACCUCAACAUGGAUAUUACAAUUCAAGAUGUGAACACGAAAAUAAAUAACAUUCGCAGCACAUACAACCAGGAAAAACUAAAAAUUAAAAAAUCUACUGGGACCGGAUCAGGAGCUAAUGAUGUUUAUGUUCCUUCGUUGGCUUGGUACGAAAUCGCCGACAGAUUUUUAUCUGGGGUCAUAAAAAGCAGGAAAACUUAUCAGAAUGUGGAGAAUUCAGAUAACAGCUCUUCAAAUCCAGACGUUCCAGCCGCACCUUCACCAGACGUUCCAGCCGCACCUUCACCAGACGUUCCUGCCGCACCUUCACCAGACGUUCCAGCCGCACCUUCACCAGACGUUCCAGCCGCACCUUCACCAGACCAGACAUUCUCCAGACAUUCACCUUCACCAGACAUUCUCGCCAAGCCUUCAUGGGACAUACCAGGACCUCUUUCGCCACCGGCAGAUUUUCAAACGCCAUCAUCUUCUCAGCAGUCAAAUAGUGAAAUAUUCGCUAAGGCACAAAAUGUUCUCAAGAAAAAGCGACCACUUAAACGACCAUUAGUACCUCAACAUAUUGAGAAGUCUAUUGAAACACUUAAUAGUAUCAAGGACCAAGUACUGUGUCAUAAAGAAAUAGAAGAUGAAUUCUCCCUUUUCGCUAAAAAUAUUGCCAGUCAGCUCCGACAAUUGCCCCUAGUGGAUGCUCUAGAUGUUCAGUCUGAAAUAUUACAAAUAGUAAAACAGAAAAGAAUAAAUCGAAUGCAAUCGGAAAACAAUUCUACUACAUCGGAUGAAUAUUAUACAAUGGUAAUACCAGAAGAUUUAUUCGACAAUCUUGAAUCUCAGAUGCAUAUUCAACGUGACGAAACAAGGCAAGAAUCAUUACAACUUGUUGUAGAAAAUGUUGCAUUACAAGAGGAAGGCAUCGAAGUUCAGAUCCAACGUGACGCAACAAGGCAAGAAUCAUCACAACUUGUUGUAGAAAAUAAUGUAUUACAAGAGGAAGGCAUCGAAGUUCAGAUCCAACGUGACGAUGUUGUAGCAGAUGAUCCAUUACUAGAAGCAAUUCGAAGCAUUGGUGGAAUGUGAGAACUAUCCAUAUUUAGCUGGACAGUAAUUAAGAUUUCUUUAACUGAUUAUUUAAUUAAGAUUACUUUAAAGCUUGAUAUUAAAUAAAAAAAUCACUAUAAUUUCUUAUUACUGACCUUUAUGUACUCCUCCAAUCCUUCAUAUAUUGCAUCUAGGACUUCUGGAAGAAACUUGGAUAUGGUGCUCUUUGGAACUCGAAAAGAACUUUCUAAACUUUGAAAACUAUCUCCAGUAGCUAAGUAACGCAAAGUUAUUUGUAGCUUUAUUUUUGCAGGUACAGCAGCUCUCAUUACUGUAUCGGCUCUCUGUAUUUUCGACGUUACUUUUUCUAACAGAUAGUCAAAUUGUUGAACGUUCAGCCUCAAAUGAUUCUUGUAAGUGGCCUUGUCUUCCAAGCGUACUUCUCGGAGAAAAUUAUCUGAUGCUCCCUUCUUUUCACGCCUUAAUAUCCAUUCGCGGGUCCAAAUUGAUCUCUUCUUUCGUUCCUUCUUCCUUCUUACAUUGCUUGUUUCUUUGCUUAUAUUGUUCAAUUCUUUUAUUAGUAUAUCUG
Molecule: messenger RNA, 2816 nt
Organism: Ostrinia furnacalis (Asian corn borer)
Lineage: Eukaryota; Metazoa; Arthropoda; Insecta; Lepidoptera; Crambidae
Product: formin-like protein 2
Exons: 2
Coding region: 1046-2266 (406 amino acids)
Molecular function (GO): DNA binding
Source: RefSeq, a predicted model, not a curated record